UUUAUACUACUUACGGGAAAUUUAAAAACCGUGGUGAAUGGGGAAUAAAACGUAAUAUACCAAGUUUCAUUCGCACCAACGUCAUUACCAUCGCUGCGUUGGACACUAUAGAACAUCAAACUCCGUAUAAAAGCGCUCAAACAAUGGUGAAAUUCACAAGACGUUGGAAAGAGAACUUUCCUUAUUCAAAAUUUUCAAAACCCAUGGAGAGUAAACCAAAGCCAGUUAACAUUAGUAAGAUGUCCGAAAAGGAGUUCCGAAAAUUUCUAAAAAAAGAGGUGGAACCAAGAAAAGGUGAAUAUCAAGAAGCAAAAAAGAGUGAAACGCCUGUGACGCCACGUGAAUUUUUAAAUAUUACAUACGAGAGAGAACCCUUAACUGUCCACGGAUUAACUUAUUCUCAUAAUAAUCCUGGAAUCAACAUCAAGGUCCAAGGUCGUGUUCUAAAUAGAGAUAUGCCUUCAGGAUAUGCUGUAGGUGUUAGCGGUGUAGUUGCAAAUGUAUUAUCUCAUAAGACUAUACUUUUGAGUCCAACUGAAAGAGAAAAAUUAGAAAGCUUUUAUGUGGAAAGCGCCAAAUUUGAUGAUCAAGGGAAACCAGUAGUUAAACUCUCGAAAUCUGCCCCGUUAAUUCUAAACGAGAUUAUGGAACCAAUAAAAAGUUCCUUAGAUUCAAGUGUAUCCUUUGCAAAUGACGAUCAUGAUGAAAAAGAAAUACUCAAGAGAAUUAAAAUUAUACUUCAAAAUAGUUCUUUAGAAGGUGAAGGGCAAAUCCCGACACCAAAAUUUCAAGAAACCUAUAAUGAGUUAUUCCCGGAUGGAAUCGAUUCAACGAAUAUCAACCCAGAGAAUAAGAAAACGGAAGUCAACGAUGUCAAUAGUAGUACAUUUUUUGCGGAUAACACGGAAAAAAAAGAUUAA
This is a messenger RNA of Acaulospora morrowiae, 920 nucleotides long. NCBI's taxonomy places the organism in Eukaryota, Fungi, Glomeromycota, Glomeromycetes, Diversisporales, Acaulosporaceae. The record is from the annotation of a GenBank genome assembly.